AUGCUUUCACAAUUGUUCUUCAUACCUACACGUAAAAAGGACAUUCUUCUGCGUAUAGCAAUUCUCGCAGCCAUCUACGUCUUGGCUUUCUGUGUGAGGCUUUUUUCAGUAUUUAGAUAUGAAAGUGUUAUUCACGAAUUUGAUCCAUACUUUAACUUUCGUUCAGCUAAAUAUUUAGUAGAAAAUGGAUGGUAUGAUUUCUACAAUUGGUUUGAUGAUUUCUCAUGGUACCCAAUUGGACGUGUGGUCGGAGGUACAGUAUAUCCAGGUAUUCAAAUCACUGCUGCUUUUAUGUAUUGGAUUUUAAGAGCCAUCAAUUUUACAGUAGACUUGAGAAAUGUUUGUGUUUUGACUUCUCCAUUCUUUGCUUCCAACACUGCUAUGAUUACUUAUGCUUUUACUAACGAAAUUUCCGGACCAAGUGCUGCUUUGGUAUCAUCAAUUUUAGUUGCUCUUGUUCCUGGUUAUAUUUCUCGUUCUGUUGCUGGUUCUUUUGAUAACGAAGGUGUUGCCAUCUUUGCUUUGAUUUGUACCUUCUACCUCUUUGUUAAGAGUGUUAGAACCGGAUCACUUUUCUGGAGUGCUGUAGCUUGUUUGUCAUACUUUUACAUGGUCAACGCUUGGGGUGGUUAUGUUUUCAUUAUUAACUUGAUUCCUGUCUAUGUUUUAGUUUUAUUAGUUACAGGAAGAUUCUCCCAUCGUUUAUAUGUUGCUUAUAGUUCCUUCUAUAUUUUAGGUACAUUGUUAUCAAUGCAAGUUAGAUUUGUUAAUUUCCAAGCUGUUCAAACAAGUGAACAUUUGGGUGCUAUGGGUGUUUUCAUCUUACUUCAACUUGUUAACUUUGUUAAUUGGAUUAGAUCACUUCUUGAUGCUAAAAUGUUCCAAAGAUUAUUCGGAUUUGUUGUUUCUUCCUUUGUUUUAACUGCUGGUUUGGCAAUCUUGAUUGGAAGUGCUACUGGUUAUAUUGCUCCAUGGACUGGUAGAUUCUAUGCUAUGCUUGACCCAACUUAUGCCAAGAAACAUAUUCCAAUUAUUGCUUCUGUUUCUGAACAUCAACCUACAACUUGGGCAAGUUUCUUCUUUGAUUUACACAUUUUGGCUUUAUUGUUCCCUGUUGGUUUGUACUUCUGUUUCCGUGAAUUGACUGAAGCUUCCAUCUUUAUCAUUAUGUAUGGUAUGUUCAGUGUUUACUUUGCAGGUGUCAUGGUUCGUUUGAUCCUUGUCCUUGCUCCUGCUGCUUGUGUUCUUUCUGGUAUUGGUAUUUCCAAGACUUUGAAGACUUACAUGAGAGCUCUCAAAGCAAAGACUCCAAAACAAGAAACAACAACAACUGCUUCUCAAGAUCCAAAGAAGAAGUCAUCAACUCCAGAAAAGCCAUCUCAAAAUCCACUUCCAAAGGAAAUUGCUGCUAUUAUGGUUAUUGCUAUGACUUUCCUUUUGACUUUCUAUGUUAUUCACUGUGUUUGGGUUACUUCUGAAGCUUAUUCUUCACCAUCUAUUGUUUUGGCUGCUCGUGGUCACAAUGGUAGAAGAAUUAUUUUCGAUGACUUUAGAGAAGCUUAUUAUUGGUUGAGUGAAAAUACUAAACCAGAUGCUAAGGUCAUGUCUUGGUGGGAUUAUGGUUAUCAAUUAACUGCUAUGGCUAACAGAACUGUUUUGGUUGAUAACAAUACUUGGAACAAUACUCACAUUGCUACUGUCGGUAGAGCUAUGGCUUCUAAUGAAGCUAAGGCUUACAAGAUUAUGAGAGGACUUGAUGUUGAUUACGUUUUGGUUAUUUUCGGUGGUGUUACUGGAUAUGCCUCUGAUGAUAUCAACAAAUUCUUGUGGAUGGUUCGUAUUGGUGGAAGUUGUUACUCUGAAAUUAAGGAAGCUGAUUAUUUGUCUCCAAGAGGUGAAUACAGAAUUGAUGCUGGUGGUUCUCAAACCAUGUUGAACUCAUUGAUGUACAAAUUGAGUUAUUACAAGUUUGGUGAAAUGACCACAGAAUAUCAAAGACCACCUGGAUUUGAUAGAGUUCGUCAAGUUGAAAUUGGUAACAAGCAGUUUGAAUUGGAACAUAUGGAAGAAGCUUUCACUUCUGAACAUUACAUUGUUAGAAUCUUCAAGGUUAAGAAGGAAUCUAACAGAUCAUAAAUUGUAAUCUUUAAAACUCUUGAUAUUUAUAUUAGUGAAAUAACAUUAAUAAACAAAAAGUAU
This is a messenger RNA of Naegleria gruberi, 2199 nucleotides long. RefSeq lists its product as uncharacterized. NCBI's taxonomy places the organism in Eukaryota, Heterolobosea, Eutetramitea, Acrasida, Naegleriidae. Gene Ontology annotation, cellular component: membrane. The record is from RefSeq and is a predicted model, not a curated record. Gene Ontology annotation, molecular function: oligosaccharyl transferase activity. The transcript has a single exon. Bases 1 to 2136 code for a protein of 711 amino acids.